GCAGCCGAAGCAGUAAAAACAAAAGCACUCGCUAUAAAAUAAACAAAAAACUAUUUAUAGGCUGCAAAUCUAAGAGAAUAUAUACUCGCGAUCAACUGCAGCAGGAGCAAAUAAUAAAAUAAUGCCCACCUUCGACUGCAAAACGCGCCGGGGCACCAAGAUAUCGGUGAUAGCUCUAGGCAGCGCCCUGUGCUUUGUGAUGAUGGCAUACUUUGUGUUCGGGGACAACAACGAUGAGCAGGGCUUACGGAAUCUACGCAUGAUAUCCAUAUUGUUUCGACAUGGAGCCAAAAAUCCCAGCGGAUCUUAUCCACUUGAUCCGCACGGCGCCCACGAUUGGCAAGGUGGGUUGGGAGCUCUAACACCGAAAGGCACGCUGCAGGCCUAUAACCUGGGAAAGAAUCUGCGCAUGCGCUACUACCGUCUACUGCCCUCCAACAGCCUUUACACACAGCAGCAGGUCCAUGUUCUUAGCUCCGCCGCGGAACGCUGUGUGAUGAGCGCCCAGAGUGUCUUGGCUGGGAUGAUGCCGCCGCUGGAGAACAACAAUGUGCUGCCCAUACCCUGGCAGCCGGUGGCCGUAAAUACACUUGCUCGUAAUGAUGAUAUCCUUUUGGCGCAAAAGAAACCUUGCCUCAAGUACGAAAACAUUCUGAAGAAACUCUACAAGACGCCGCCUCCUGAACUCCAAAAACUCAACGAGGACAACAGGGAGCUGUACAAACUGUUGAGUAAAAAUACGGGAAAGAACAUUUCCAACGUGUUGGACGUGGAGCUGCUGUAUACCACCCUUAAGACCGAGGAGGAGGCUGGUCUGGUCCUGCCCGAUUGGACAGAGAACAUAUAUCCAGAGGAGAUUAGACCGCUGGCCGAGCGUAGCUAUACCCUGUUCACUGAAACUAAUCUCAUGAAGCGCAUAAGAGGCGGCGCCUUUCUUACCGAAAUUCUCACCAAAAUGCAGAACAAGCGCAAGAGGAAUCUGAGUCCUGAUCGCAAGAUAUUCCUGUAUUCGGCGCACGACGUGACAUUGGUGAAUGUUAUGAAUGCACUAGGGAUCCUGGAUCAGACCACCAACCUGCCGGAAUAUUCAUCUGCCUUGGCGUUUGAGCUGCACCACAGCAAGUUUUUCAGCGAUGCAGAUUUUGAAGUAAAGCUUGUUUACUAUUACAACAGCGAGGACAAAUUCCCCAAGGAGCUGACCAUUCCCAACUGCGAUGCUCCGUGCUCGCUCACCCAGUUCGAGGCCUCGUUGAAGGCUCUACAGCUCGACAACUACGAUGAGACCUGCGAGAAUCAUCCAACAGACUGCAAGAACUAAGACCUAGAUCUUUGUUUUUUUCUUUUUAAUUUGGUAACAGUGUUUUAGUAUUAGGAUUUGUUGUUGCAUCAACUCAUUUGUAAUAAGCUGUUGUUUUAGCAUGUGUUGAACUUGUAUUAAAUAUGUAAAUAAAUAGAAAAGAAGGCUGUUCGUCACACUUUA
Messenger RNA from Drosophila bipectinata, 1480 nucleotides. Its product is annotated as lysosomal acid phosphatase. The record is from RefSeq and is a predicted model, not a curated record. Lineage: Eukaryota; Metazoa; Arthropoda; Insecta; Diptera; Drosophilidae. Gene Ontology annotation, biological process: dephosphorylation. Gene Ontology annotation, molecular function: phosphatase activity.